CCUAAAAGACUCGUUCGAAAAGAUUCACUGCGCGAGCUUUUCAGAGUAGCAUUUAUCCGUUAGCGUCAGUAAAUAAAUAAGAUGAUGAUGUUCUGGUGUUAGAAGAAAAUGCUCUUUAUGGAAGAGUACGACUCUCUCCACAUUCCAGAGGAACAGCAGGAUGAGAAUUCAGACAAGGGCACAGAUAAAGCUGAGCUUCUGCACUCCAACAGCUGCCUGAGGACAUUAAACACUGACCUGCAAAAAGCUGCUGAGAUGGCAGAGGACAGCAAUGUGCUUCUUAGGUCCGAGAACAGCGAGCUGAAGAACCAAAUCAAAAGCUUGAAGCAGUCGAUUCAGAAUGUUCAGCCUCUUGUGAAUGAACUGGAGGAGAUUCGAGCUGCAAAGACAGAGAAAGAUGAGAUCUGUGAGGCGAUCGAGGCGAACCGCAAAGAACUCGUGCGUAAAGAGGACAGAACUGAAUAUGCAAAGGACAAUCAAACACUCAGACAGCAGGUAGAAGCUCUUUCUAGUGAGAUGUCGAGUUUUCUCCUGGAAAAAGAGCAGCAGGAGAAGGAGAUCACCAAGCUCAGCUGUGCAUUAAAAGCUUUACAGCAACAACUAGCGGAGAACAGGCUUCAUCUGGAACAAAAAGAUGAACUCAUAAAUCAGAGGGAUUUUGCCAUCGAGCAGCUCAAAGACUCGGUGUCCGAAUACAUCACUAUUAAACAGGACAUGAAGGAGAAGCUAAAUGAUUUGGAAGACCAGUUGGCAUUGGCUUUAGUAAGGGGCGAAGGAAGCUUCAUGAACGUGGAUACGACGCUGCCACUCACUACUGAGCAGUCUGUUUCACUCGGGGAAGAGCUUGGAAUUCUGUCUAAGUAUCCGAUGAACCCUGAGGAAGAGCAGAAAGAGGAGGAAGAAGAUGCAGAUGCAGAGACUCUGGAGGAACAACAAGCACUUCAUGUGUCAGAAAAAGUGACACACGGCUAUAAGAGAAAUAUAAAGAAAACAGCCUGUGCUGCUUUCGCACUCUGCUUCAGCUUGCUGGGGGUGUUCGGAGUGCUGACCCCCACCGUGUACACAGAUGUUUUGGACACCGUCCGUCACUUGAUGAGACCCUACUGCCGAAUAUAUCACACCGGCCUUCCUCCUUUAUAAAUAAAAAAAACAGCUCCACUGUCCAGCGACUGUAUUUAAUGGUAUGGUUAAUAUAUUACAUGAGUGAUGUUGAAGAAGUAAAAAAUAAAAAUAAGAUGUGUCUCUGGAGUUGAUGUUACAGCUGAGUGUUCAGUAGUCUGAAAAUGUGAUUUUAGAUGUCCCUAUAAUGAUGUACAUAAUAAUAUGUAAUAAUAUUUAUAUAUAUAUAUAUUUCUGAAUGUUUUAUAAUAAUUUUAUCUCACUUUUUAUAAAUAAACUGAAUAUUAUUUUUUUCUUGUAUAACUUUUUUUUCUGGACGAUUAAUUGUCGCGGAUGCACUUUCAGACACCGAAUGCUGUAUAAACAGUGAUCAAUACGCACAGCUGCCCGUAAACCGGGAUGAUAGUCAGGCGUUGGUGGUCAUAUGGCCGUGAUGCAAUGCUGCACUGGCUGCUGGGAAUUGGAGUCCAUAGUCCAUCUGGAGAUUCAUAACAUUAGUGAAGUUCCCCUUAAACAUUAAUAUUAAUUAAGUUCUCCACCUUUGUGAAAUUUAUGGUGCAUGUUUUCCUCAUGGCUGAGUCUUUAACGACUCGAACUGCUUAAGAGUUGUUUGACAGUGUUUAAACUUUUAUUAAGUCUUAUAUAAGACUUAAUAAAGCGAACAUUUAAGACAUCAGACACCUUAAUUAGAAAUGUUUCAAAAUAAGUAAUAAUCGGGCUUAGUUGGUGUGUUUUAAGGCAAAACACUACCGGUGAAUAGGACGCGUUAAAAAGAAGAAAGAUAUCCACUGAUUGUUGUGAAGUUUUUAUUGAUCUUGGAAUGUAUUUUAAAAAUAUAUUUAUUUAUACAAACAAGGAUUUUUGUCAUUAAAUACAUACUUAU
This is a messenger RNA of Ictalurus punctatus (channel catfish), 2002 nucleotides long. Its product is annotated as centrosomal protein of 85 kDa-like. The transcript has 12 exons. Gene Ontology annotation, cellular component: chromosome, telomeric region; nuclear outer membrane; meiotic nuclear membrane microtubule tethering complex. Gene Ontology annotation, biological process: telomere localization; chromosome localization to nuclear envelope involved in homologous chromosome segregation; homologous chromosome pairing at meiosis. NCBI's taxonomy places the organism in Eukaryota, Metazoa, Chordata, Actinopteri, Siluriformes, Ictaluridae. The record is from RefSeq and is a predicted model, not a curated record. Bases 109 to 1140 code for a protein of 343 amino acids. Gene Ontology annotation, molecular function: dynein complex binding.